Nematostella vectensis (starlet sea anemone) is the source of this 4171-nucleotide messenger RNA. Its product is annotated as glycine dehydrogenase (decarboxylating), mitochondrial. The record is from RefSeq and is a predicted model, not a curated record. Gene Ontology annotation, biological process: glycine decarboxylation via glycine cleavage system. Gene Ontology annotation, molecular function: glycine dehydrogenase (decarboxylating) activity; glycine binding; pyridoxal phosphate binding. Bases 234 to 3329 code for a protein of 1031 amino acids. Gene Ontology annotation, cellular component: glycine cleavage complex; mitochondrion. The transcript has 24 exons. NCBI's taxonomy places the organism in Eukaryota, Metazoa, Cnidaria, Anthozoa, Actiniaria, Edwardsiidae.
CAAAACAAGAGUAAAACCAGUUUGUGAUUGUUGUACAUUACCAUAUUUGCAACACGCCAUAUUUGUAAACUGAGGUCUACGUCUUUCCACCCUUUCCACGCAAACUAAAGUCAUAGACAUGCCACGAUCUACUGGCAGGUCAUAGCUACGGCGAAUAUACUGUCCAUUUUACUACCGAAACUUACCGUACUUCAACUUAAGUUGUUCAAAAGGCUUCACAAAUUGCCUUAAUCAUGUACAGAGCGGUUUUUCGCGCCGGUAGAAGCGUUCGAACAAGCAACGCUAGAAGUUCGAUUGUAAGAAUUGUGCAAUCGAGCCAACACAGCAGACCUCUGAAGAUUUCUUAUGUGCCAAGUUUUGUUUCCGCGAGAUGUUGCUCUUCUGUUCCGGGAUCGUUUCAAAUGAAGCAGUUAGCACCUCCUUCAGAUGCUUUCACGGCAAGACAUAUUGGGCCAAGCGAGGGAGAACAGAAAGAUAUGCUCAAGUUUAUGGGAUUAGAGAAUAUGGAAGAACUGAUAGAGAAGACUGUGCCAUCAUCCAUCCGAUACAGAGAAGAUUUACAGCUCUCUGAGGCAAUCAGUGAGCCUGAUUUGUUAAGCAGACUAAGACAAAUCUCUAAGGGAAACCAGAUAUGGCGAUCAUACAUUGGAAUGGGUUAUUACAGCUGCCAUGUCCCAACAACUAUUUUACGGAACAUCCUUGAGAACCCUGGAUGGACCACACCCUAUACCCCCUACCAGCCAGAACUGGCACAAGGACGUCUAGAAUCUCUGCUCAAUUUCCAGACAAUGGUCAGUGACCUGACUGGGCUGGAUAUCGCCAAUGCAUCUCUCCUAGACGAAGCUACUGCUGCAGCUGAAGCCAUGGCUUUGUGUUACAGAUACAACAAGAGGGCCAAGUUCUUUGUGGAUCGUAAUUGCCAUCCCCAGUUAAUAUCUGUUGUACAGACAAGGGCAAGUACCCUUGGCCCUGAAGGUAAUGGUAUAGAAAUCAUAAUAGGUGACAAAAACAGUUUUGAUUUCUCCAACAAAAACAUCAGUGGUGUACUGUUCCAGUACCCAGACACUAACGGAUCCAUUGAUGACUUCUCUGGACUUGUCGAGAGGGCACACGAAUCAAAGGCCCUUGCGGUGUGUGCAACAGAUCUAUUAGCUUUGACAGUUCUCAGGCCUCCUGGAGAGUUUGGCUGUGAUGUGGCUGUUGGGAGCACCCAGAGAUUUGGAGUUCCAUUAGGUUACGGAGGGCCACAUGCUGGGUUCUUUGCAAUUCGUGACAUGGGAAAUCUCAAGAGAAUGAUGCCUGGUAGAAUGGUGGGGGUUACAAAGGAUGCACAUGGCAAGCCAUGCUAUCGACUGGCCCUCCAGACAAGAGAGCAACACAUCAAAAGAGAUAAAGCCACAAGUAACAUCUGCACAGCACAGGCUCUUCUUGCUAACAUGUCAGCAAUGUAUGCAGUGUACCAUGGUCCUAAGGGACUCAGGAAUAUAGCCCUGCGGGUACACAAUGCCACUCUUCUUCUAGCAGAAGGAAUAAAGCAAGCAGGCCACACUGUUGAUGAGGCCCAUCCCUUUUUUGACACUCUAAAGGUUACAAGUAAAACAGGAAAUGUAUCAGACAUGAUAGCAAGGGCAGCAGAACGAAAAAUCAACCUAAGAAAAUACAGCGAUGAUAAAGUUGGUGUUUCAUUGGAUGAAACGGUAAAGGAGCAAGAUCUAGAUGACUUACUGUGGGUGUUUGGCUGUGAUUCGAAAGCAGCUGAAGUCGGUACACAUUUAGCUGAAGUUCCCCAUAAAAGCCUACUCAAUAGCCCCUUUAAAAGGCUUAGCAGCUUCUUGACCCAUCCAGUCUUCAACACACAUCAUGCAGAAACUAACGUUGUGCGUUACAUGAAGCUGCUGGAAAACAAAGACAUCUCCCUCGUCCACUCAAUGAUACCUCUAGGAUCUUGUACAAUGAAGCUGAACAGUACAACGGAGAUGAUGCCGAUUACUUGGCCUCGCUUUGCGGACAUUCAUCCUUAUGCUCCAAUUCAACAAGCAAAGGGAUACUUACAACUGUAUGAUGAGUUUGAGAAAGACUUUUGCGAGAUCACAGGCUUUGACGCCGUCUGCUUCCAGCCAAACAGUGGUGCCCAGGGAGAGUAUACAGGGCUGCGCGUUAUCAAGGCGUACCUUGAAAAUAAUGGACAGGGGCACAGAAAGGUGUGUUUGAUCCCAGUCUCGGCUCACGGUACCAAUCCUGCAAGCGCACAAAUGGCUGGAUUUAAUGUGCAAGUGAUCAAAGUCGGGAAAAGUGGAGAUAUAGACAUGGAGGAUUUGAAGAAGCAGGUUGAGAAGUUUAGUGACGAGUUAGCGUGCAUCAUGGUCACUUAUCCAUCUACGAACGGAAUCUUCGAAGCAGGAAUCAGGGAUAUCUGCGACAUUGUUCACUACCAUGGCGGCCAGGUAUACUUGGAUGGAGCAAAUCUGAAUGCGCAAGUCGGCCUGUGUCGUCCAGCGGACUAUGGCGCUGAUGUCAUGCACAGUAACUUGCACAAGACGUUCUGCAUCCCACAUGGAGGUGGUGGACCGGGAAUGGGACCUAUUGGAGUGAAGAAGCAUCUCAUCCCAUAUCUCCCCUCCCAUCCUGUCGUUCCACCCCAGAGUACCAUCGCUGCUGGCGCCAAGCCUUUCGGAGUAAUCUCCGGGGCCCCUUAUGGCUCUAGUGCUAUCUUGCCCAUAUCCUGGGCUUACAUCAAGCUUAUGGGAGGCAAGGGACUCCGCAAAGCAACCGAGGUCGCGAUUCUCAAUGCUAAUUACAUGGCUGCCAGGCUGAAGGAUUAUUAUGCUGUGUUAUUUGUUGGCGAUGGUUACUGUGCCCAUGAGUUCAUCCUCGACGCUAAAGACUACAAGAAAACUGGUGUAGAAGCCAUGGAUAUCGCCAAGAGGCUGCAGGAUUAUGGUUUCCAUGCACCAACUGUCUCGUGGCCCGUGUCAACUGCAUUGAUGAUAGAACCAACCGAGAGUGAGAGCAAAGCGGAGCUGGACAGACUUUGUGAUGCCCUCAUCUGUAUAAGAGAGGAGAUUCGUAACAUUGAAGACGGAGUAUGGGAUCCUAAAAAUAACCCUCUAAAGAAUGCGCCCCACCCACAAGCUGUUGUGAUGUCCGAUCACUGGGACUACCCCUACAGUCGAGAGGUUGCAGCUUUCCCUGCUCCAUGGUUGAACGGCACGAAUAAGUUUUGGCCUGGCUGCUCCCGCGUGGAUGACAAGCACGGAGACCAGCAUUUAGUGUGCACAUGCCCGCCAUUGGAGGACUAUGACUAUGAGAAGACCAAGACGUUCGUUUAGAGGAGAGCUGCCAUCUUUUAUACCCCUUGCCAUGGGUUUAUCAUGGAUGACUCGCAAUGAGGGGAUAUUCAUGGCAAGACAAUGCCUCCGACUUGUAGUUUGUCUUUUGGAUUUCAAAUAGUCCGACCAGGAGUCUUGAAAUACAGUCAAAGGACUAGCACGUUAGCCAAAUGGAGACCAAAGUGCCUUGGCAAUUUAAAAACAAAUAUUUCUGUAUGCUUCUGAUACAGCUGUAUUAGUGGACGUUAGAACUUCAUGCUUUGUGAUAGAGCUAUAUUAGCAAGCUUUUAGAACUACAUGAUUUUUAUACCGCUAUAUCAGUAAGCUCUAGAACACCAUGAUUUUUGCAUACAGCUAUAUCAGUAAGCUUUAGAACUCCAUUGAUUUUUGUAUACAGCUCUAUCAAUAAGCGUUAGAGCUUCAUGCUUCUUGGUACAGCCCCUUUACGUCCCUGUGGAUACAGGGCCAUGGCUGACACUUGCCUUCGUGAAGUCCCCAUAAACCACGCUCUAGCCUGCGCACUGGUAACUGUAGGGAGGGAAAGGAACGCGGAAAUUUGCUGGGGGGGCAAAGGGGUUGGGAGACAUUAGAAAAACAUACUGGUUUGCAGGCUAACAGGCUAUUUAGGUCCAGUUUGGACAAUAUUGCAUAAUGUUUUCGUCUGCGCACAAGCACACGAUUAAACCUUAGUUUAAGCGUGUGUUUUUGGUUAGUAUUGGGGUUGGGGUUUUUUUUGGUACUUAAUUGAAAACACUUACACUUUUGAUAUGUGUUAUUUAACAUACUAAAGGAUCUGUAACAAAUUAACCAAAUAGACCAAAUAAAGAAAAGUAUUGCUUGUA